Mustela erminea (ermine) is the source of this 1190-nucleotide messenger RNA. RefSeq names its product eukaryotic translation initiation factor 3 subunit J (gene EIF3J). The coding region runs from base 163 to 939 and encodes 258 amino acids. Gene Ontology annotation, molecular function: translation initiation factor activity. NCBI's taxonomy places the organism in Eukaryota, Metazoa, Chordata, Mammalia, Carnivora, Mustelidae. The transcript is spliced from 8 exons. Gene Ontology annotation, cellular component: eukaryotic translation initiation factor 3 complex; cytoplasm. The record is from RefSeq and is a predicted model, not a curated record.
CGCCGCCGCACUCUGAGGGGGCGGGGCCUGGGCCGCGGCGCACAGUCAGCCACGGUCCCAGCCUGCCCCGCGCCGGCAAACGAGAGCAAAGCCAGUGACUCACCUCCGCCGCGCUAACUCCUCGCUAGCUCUCCCCUCACACACGCUCACGCCCGGUUCGAGAUGGCGGCGGCGGCGGCAGCGGCGGGGGACUCUGAUUCUUGGGACGCCGACACGUUCUCCGUGGAAGACCCGGUGCGGAAGGUGGGGGGCGGCGGCACUGCCGGCGGGGACCGCUGGGAAGGCGAGGACGAGGACGAGGACGUCAAGGAUAACUGGGAUGAUGAUGAUGAUGAAAAAAAAGAGGAAGCAGAAGUAAAACCAGAAGUAAAAGUUUCAGAAAAGAAAAAAAUAGCAGAGAAAAUAAAAGAGAAAGAACGGCAACAGAAGAAAAGGCAAGAAGAAAUUAAAAAGAGGUUAGAAGAACCUGAAGAACCUAAAGUGCUAACACCAGAAGAACAAUUAGCAGAUAAACUGCGACUAAAGAAAUUACAGGAAGAAUCAGACCUUGAAUUAGCAAAAGAAACUUUUGGUGUUAAUAAUACUGUUUAUGGAAUAGAUGCAAUGAACCCGUCUUCAAGAGAUGACUUCACAGAGUUUGGAAAGUUACUAAAAGAUAAAAUUACACAAUAUGAAAAGUCACUAUAUUAUGCCAGUUUUUUGGAAGCCUUAGUUCGAGAUGUAUGUAUUUCAUUGGAAAUUGAUGACUUGAAAAAGAUUACCAAUUCAUUGACUGUGCUUUGCAGUGAAAAACAAAAGCAAGAAAAGCAAAGCAAAGCCAAAAAGAAGAAGAAAGGUGUGGUCCCUGGAGGGGGAUUAAAGGCUACCAUGAAAGACGAUCUGGCAGAUUACGGUGGCUAUGAUGGAGGAUAUGUACAAGACUAUGAAGACUUCAUGUGACAUUUUCUCUUCUCCUGGUGUCUUCUUUCUGUUGCCCACAAUCCCUUCAACAUGUAGCACAACUUCCUUUCCUUUCAGUUCUGCCAAAUGCUACAAUCAGAAGUGCAGUAUCUUUUGUGCUGGUUAUUUAACCCCUUGACACUUAGGUGCUAAUGUGCGAAUGAGGGAACUUGGAUCUUGCUGCCAAGGGGUUAAAAUUGGGAACCUCAGUCGCUACUAAAUCAUAGUUUAAAAAAGAAAAAAAAAAAAAC